Mytilus californianus (California mussel) is the source of this 967-nucleotide messenger RNA. RefSeq lists its product as uncharacterized. The transcript is spliced from 3 exons. NCBI's taxonomy places the organism in Eukaryota, Metazoa, Mollusca, Bivalvia, Mytilida, Mytilidae. Bases 45 to 962 code for a protein of 305 amino acids. The record is from RefSeq and is a predicted model, not a curated record.
CUUGCCUUGCGACGUUCUACAAGAAUACAUUGGUUGAAUCGACAAUGCCGACAUCAAGUCAGACAAUGAUUGUUAUGAAAGAACAGGGAGAAGAUCCAAGAAUCCCAAGGCGGCAGUUUUCUUCUUCUGUGUCUGCCUUUCCACCAAUGGACAGCAAUCAGUAUGAUAUUCAAGAUACUAGUAAGCAAAACAGAGCAUCUUUGAGGACUGGCAACUCAUCUGGAUUUCCGAGUGUUGCUGAUGUGAAUGGAUUCAGAGCAAAGAUGUAUUUUGAUAGGAAGAUGCAAAGCCUACGUUUGAAAAUCACUAACACGCAUUUUAAUCAGCUUGCCGAAAAUAAACUAUCAUCUGCGGAAACCAAACAACAUGCUGAAACAAAUGAAGUUGAAAAGAACUUGCCUCAUUUUUUUCGACAAGAAGCACAAACAACAACUAACAAAAAGAAAAAUGACAAAGAGUACCGAUCUAAUAGUACUUGCAGUGUACGAGACAGACCUAAAUCUUUGUUGGAUGAACUGAAGGAAUGCGUAUCUUACGAUAGUAAAUUGUUCCCCUCAAUGGAGAUGAGGAAAUCUUUACCACCAAAGUCUCCAAACAGUGUCGUUUUCACCCUGAGAAACAAUGACGGUUAUACGGACAAGGCAAUUUUAGAUUUGAUAGAAAGGGAAACCGGUUUGAAGGCGAUGUCCCUUCAGUAUGAUCCAGUGAAUGUCCGAACUGGAAAUUCUAAGGUUCCAAGUCGAUGGAUUGCUGAAUUCGGUUUCCAAGAUGAUGUUCAGCUUAUUUUACAGAACGGACUUGAGGUGAAUGGUGAGAAAGUUGUUGUCAAAUUGCUUGACAAUGUUCACAAAAUGGAAUUUGAAGCCUACAAACAAAAAAUGGAAGAAGAAAGAAAAAGAAAUGAGAGAGAAUCGAAGGCUAGUGUAAAAAGAAAACCAAGUAGGAACAAAAAGAAAAUCUAGAAGAA